AUGACCCAAAGCCAGCGUGAUAUUGAUGUACUGAAAAAGAAGUGUCAAAUGAUGGAGAGCGAGCUGAAGAAGACACGAGGACGAUCCUUGUUACAGCCUACAGAUGUGGAGCAGAGAGUGGAGACUGAACCCAUACUGAUCAAGGAUGAGGAGACAGCAGAGGACGUGUGGAAGACUGACCCUCAGGAAGAGCUCAGGAUUACUGGAGAGGAGCCUGGUUCCAAGCCUGGGAAAUCACCAUCCUUUGAGCAACGGCACUGUGAUGAGGACUUCAUCACACAAGCCAAUAUAUCUCCCAGAGACUCCGUGGAACAUUACCCCAAUUCUGAUCGUCCAGAGGAACAAGGAACACCCCGGCUCUCAUCUACAAAGGUGUUCAGCACAGAGCAGCACCAGCCAGAUGAGGACUCACUAGACCUAGUGAUGGUGAAAGAUGAGAAAGAGGAGGAGCUGGAUCAGACCACAACCCUGGCAGGACCUGACCAGUUUGUCAUGGAUGACAAUGAUGGGCAGCUGUGGACCUCUGUGGGUCCAGGCAGAAACACUGACCCUGAUGGCCACCCAGAUUUCUCCUUUCAUUCCACAGAAGAGUACUCUCAGAAUAUCUCAAUUUUCCCAUCUCAUAGUGGGCUGCCAUCCAUUCCUACGAUGACCAAUGAAGUGGGGCCACCGCUUCACUCUUCUAUAUGGAAACCACAUGCUAAUAUGUUCAGUGCAGCAAAACACAUUAAAAGACAUAUCAGGACAUCGGCUGAUGAGAAUAGACAACAGAUGCCAGAGGGACAGAGUAGCGAGACGCUGAACUCAAAUAAUGUAGGUAAUAGUUUAGCUCUACAGUCAAGGCAGCAUCAAUACAGGGCUUCAGAAGCAACAGUGAGAUUGAGUGAGUGCAUGACAGGGUCAAACAUGGCCACCACCUCCACCUUCUCUGGAUACAGCCUGAGUCACAGUAGUUUUAACAUGGUGAAGAGAAUGAGGACUCAGUGGAGGUCGGGCGGCACUACCGAGAGGCGUUUCAGCUGCACCUUUUGUGGGAAGAGCUUCCAGCGUCUCUGCCAGCUCAAAGUACACCUCCGAAGUCACACCGGAGAGAAACCGUACACCUGCGAUCAGUGUGGCAGGAGUUUUACCCAGCAGUGCAACCUGAUCAGACAUGCUAUGGUCCACAGCGGGGAGAAGCCCUACGAGUGCACACAGUGUGGGAAGUGCUUCACCCGGCGCUCCAAAAUGACAUCACAUCAGAGAACUCACAUAGGAGAGAGUCCGGUGUCUCAAUACGUGAUACCUGCAUACCCUGGGGAUCCACACACAAGUUUAAUGUAGUCUCAGAACAAAUAGGAACAUAAUUUUAGUUUUUCUGUAACUCUUUCUACAUGGAAAUGUGGUGCAGAAGGUAUUUUGACAAGCUUUUCCUCCAAAUUGAUUUGUGCUUUUCUUGUUUGAUUGUUGAAGGCUUGAUUUUGAGAGUCAAUCUGUCUUUUAGAUCAAUAAUACUAAUACAUGAGACCUAUAUGUAGAGCUUUUCAAUGACCCAAAAUUGCUUUACAAUUGUUGAAAAAAAUUAUCACAAGACAGCACCAGACUAACAGCAGGAGAAACAAAGAGAAUGGGGAGGGGCUUAAAGUAAGGACAAGAGUGUGUGUAGGUGCUUUUUUUUCAAUUAGAUUUCCUCAACUCCUGCAUCUUUUCUUCCUAGUCCUUUCUCGCCUCCUUUGGAAAAAAGGUCAAAAUAAUGGAGGAGAGGGGGUGAGGAGAGUGGUGUGGACGAAAAUGUGCUUUUAUGGAAUGAGAUGGUCCUUAUCCAUCAGGCAAAGGACGUUUACCGGGGUGGAUCCCAAAAUAAAUGUGUAAAGCGAUUUUUAAAAAUUAAGUUAGUUUUGCAAUACAUUUUAUACAUAAAAGGUUAAGUAGCAUAUUGUUUUUAAAUGUGUGCAUGCUUUUCCCCGACGACAAUACAACCGCUGAUUCAAAGGGUGUGUGGAAGAAAUGUUAAAACUCUUCUGUGCUAGGAUACACUUGUGCUUCCUCGUCAAAAGGGGGGCUAUCAAGAAGGGGAAGACGUCUUAGUUUGCCUAAUAACGAAUAGAGUACCACAGUAUGAGUCAUAAUACCCAUAAAACCUAGCGGUCAAACUAA
Molecule: messenger RNA, 2136 nt
Organism: Oncorhynchus tshawytscha (Chinook salmon)
Lineage: Eukaryota; Metazoa; Chordata; Actinopteri; Salmoniformes; Salmonidae
Product: zinc finger protein 782
Exons: 3
Coding region: 1-1323 (440 amino acids)
Biological process (GO): regulation of transcription by RNA polymerase II
Molecular function (GO): DNA-binding transcription factor activity, RNA polymerase II-specific; RNA polymerase II cis-regulatory region sequence-specific DNA binding
Source: RefSeq, a predicted model, not a curated record